This is a messenger RNA of Magnolia sinica, 2001 nucleotides long. RefSeq lists its product as uncharacterized. Lineage: Eukaryota; Viridiplantae; Streptophyta; Magnoliopsida; Magnoliales; Magnoliaceae. The record is from RefSeq and is a predicted model, not a curated record. The transcript is spliced from 8 exons. The coding region runs from base 242 to 1417 and encodes 391 amino acids.
GAAAGUGUACGCAAUCCGAUUUCGGUGGAAAGAGAGAUCGGUCUCGGUCUCGACAGCAGCGAGCGCGGGAUCCUGGUGGCGUACAGUAGCAAACUCUGGUCCAUGACUCCAUUUCCAGUACGCACCUGCAACCGCAAGACACUCCCGGCGUAAAAUAGCAAGCCCCGAUCCAUCUCUAUCUCUGAGCAUCAGCAGAAGAAGAACCUAGAAACCGCGUUAGCAGAGGAGGAGCAUUUUGGGAAUGGGGAUUUUCAGAGGCUGGCGUCUGUUAUUCUUAUCUCUUCCUCUCCUUGUCUUCGUUCCCCUUCUUUUCUCAGUCUCAGAAUUACACCGGAAGCCCAAUCUAGAGCAAGAUCUAAGCAAAAAUCAUGCCAAGAAAUUCGAUCAUCUCGUGCUGGGCCCCGCUGCUGGCCAAGGCCUGCCCAAUCGCCUCCAAUGUCAAGGCCUUAAAGCUCUGAAUAAGACGCAUUCUUUGCCCUCAUCUCGUAUGCUUAGUUCUAGUGACAACAUUUCUUUUGUCACUGUCUUUGCAGUCUACAACAGUUCUCAGAUUGCAUGCAGGGAUGACAAACUAUGUAAUACAGUGAUUGUUGGGAACGCUUCAUAUAAUAAAGUGGAGAGGUCAAUGGCUAUUCUUGAUACUUUCAUUAACUUCAUCCAGGUGUCAGUGCCCAAAAGCAAUGUAGUCAUUCUGAGUGAUCCUGCUUCUGAGCUUCCAAUACACAGAAAUAAUGUCCAUUUAUUACACAUUCAUGGCGACUAUUCGCGAGAGAAGCUGAUGCUUCAAAGAAUCAAGUCUUACAUUGCCUUUUUAGAAACACGGUAUGAGGAGUAUAUUCAGAGGAAGAACCACCUUGAUAAUUACAUUUUCACUGAUUCAGAUGUGGCAGUGGUUGAUGAUCUUGGAGAUGUGUUCAAGAAAUAUCCAGAUUUCCAUCUGGCUCUUACCUUCCGCAACAAUAAAGAUCAACCUCUGAAUUCUGGAUUUAUUGCAGUGAGGGGCACACCUGAUGGAAUUCUUAAGGCGAAGAUCUUUCUGCAACAAGUGCUGGAGGUGUACAAUUCCAAAUAUAUGAAAGCGUCCCGCAUGCUUGGAGAUCAGUUAGCACUUGCAUGGGUGGUAAAAUCUCAUCCUUCAUUUGAUGUGAAAAGAUUUACUAGACCAGAAGCCUUUUUGGAUGAAAUCCAUGGAGCAUCGGUUCUGUUCUUACCUUGUGCUGUCUACAAUUGGACACCACCAGAGGGUGCAGGGCAGUUUCAUGGCAUGCCCUUGGAUGUUAAGGUUGUUCAUUUCAAGGGAUCAAGGAAACGGCUAAUGCUCGAAUCUUGGAACUUUUACACUUCGUAUGCAGCUUCUGACUAUUCUGACAUGCUCUGCCUUAUAUUAAGGAGUGGCAGAACAAAAUACGAUUUCUAGAUACCUUCCUUUUCUCUCUUGAAAGCUUCUACUUCAACAGGCUGAUUUCAAUACUCAAACCACCUUCUCCACCAAGCCUGCUUCAUCAUCUCAAAUACAAAUGCAUGGAACCAACUUUCCACUCGGUGGUAUGAUGCUCAGUCUGGGGACGUGCAGUGUUACACACAUGGAGUUGGACAGAGGCAUGGGAAUCUGAACCGUGGUUAUAAUGGGAUCUGCUAUGGGUGGACUAUUCUCAAGAGUCUCUCAAAAGGGUCGGUCCUAAUCCAACCGAAAAGACGGCAACUUUUGGAUGAUUUGUAAGGUGGGCAAUGUUGAAAGACUUGUCUGUCUACUACUGAACUUUGGAUGGUUUGGGAUCAUUCAUUUGCGGCAUCGUCUGUCACUGGCAGGACCCACUUGAUCACUAACUUGAUCACCAAAACCAUGGGCCCCACAGCCACAAACUCAAAGACUGAUUCUCGAGCUCAGACUGUAAUUCCUCUUCAAGUAACAUGUACCAGUUUAUGUCAGAUGAUUUUGUAUUGGAGGUAUUGAAGGGUGCUCCACUUAAAGAUUAUGGUGGACUUGGUGGAUUCUCUUAA